AUGGGCGGGAGCGAAACCGAUAGUUUUUCCCUCCUUUUAUUUUUUAUCUCUCAUUAUGCAUUAUCUGUUUGUGCCGACGCAUAUAUUUCAACCAUGAGUAAUAAACAAGUGAAACGAGAAAACUGGGGCAAAUGGACGGAAUUUUUCUUUUCUGUUCUUGGUUCCAUGGUGGGCUUGGCGAAUAUUUGGAGAUUCCCAUAUCUCUGCUACAAGAAUGGAGGCGGUGCCUUCCUGAUACCGUUUUUCUUUUUCUUGUUUAUUGCUGCCGUUCCACUUUUAUUCGUGGAACUAUCCUAUUCGCAAUAUUCAAAUCUUGGACCCGGAAAAGUAUGGAUCCUUUGCCCACUCUUUAAAGGUAUCGGUUAUGGUAUGGUUAUUUUGAGCAGCAUCAUUUCCAUUUUUUACACGAACGACAAUAGAACAUACCUGCAGCAAUCACUUGGAUUCAAUAAUUCAAAUAGCUCGUUUCACCGCCACGCCAUUUCUGCCUCAGAACAAUUUUGGAAGCAUCAUGUAUUAGAGAUAACAUCUGGUGCAAGCAAUAUGGGGAGCAUUCGUUAUCCGUUACUGUUGUGCUUAGCAAUUUCUUGGAUUUUUGUCUUCCUCUGUCUCAUCAAAGGCAUCAAAUCCUCUGGAAAAGUUGUCUAUGUUGCAGCCACAUUACCCUACUUGCUUCUGACGAUCUUACUCGGGCGCGCCGUAACCCUUCCCGGAUCAAAAGAUGGAUUACUUUAUUAUAUGUUGCCCAAAUGGGAAAAACUCAAGGAAUUUUCUGUGUGGAAAGAUGGCGCUGUCCAGAUCUUCUAUUCGGCUGGCGUUGGUGUCGGCGGAAUAUCAACCUUGGCCAGUUAUAAUAAUUUCAAUAAUAAUUGUCAAAGGGAUGCUUUUAUCUUCCCAUUAAUUGAUGGACUAACAAGUUGGUUUGCAGGUCUAACUACAUUUUGCAUUCUUGGUUACAUGGCUCAUAUUAGUAAUACAGACAUCAGUAACGUUGUUACUCAAGGUCCUGGCGUUGCUUUUGUUGUUUAUCCUGAAGCUUUAUCUACACUUCCAUUUGCUCAACUUUGGUCUUCUCUGUUUUUUCUCAUGUUGUUCAUGGUUGGAAUGGACAGUCAGUUUGUUCAUGUGCAGACUCUUGUCACAGCUCUCACUGAUAUAUUUCCAAACCAACUUCGAAACAGAAAAAUGCUUAUAACGGCAAUAACAUGCGUUAUAACUUUUCUCCUCGGAAUUCCUUGUGUUACUCAGGGCGGAGUUUAUAUCGUACAAAUCCUCGACUGGUACUGUGCGAGUUUAUCACUUUUAUUUUUGGCCUUUAUGGAAGCUUGUGGGGUUUGUUAUAUUUAUGGUGUUUCACGAUUAUUCGACGACAUAACACUGAUGUUAGGCUACAAACCAUUGGCCAUCUGGAAACCACUCUGUAAAUAUGUGGCUCCAGUCUCCGCCUUUGCAUGCUGGAUAAUAACAUUAAUUGGACACUCUUCACUCAAGUACGACUCCGGGGAGCCUUUCCCGAUAUGGGUGUCUUACUUCGGUGGAGUAAUUGCCCUAUUGUCAAUCAUACCUUUUCCAGUUGCUGCAAUUAAAGAACUCUUGUCACUGCCGGGUCCUUUCUUAAAGCGACUGAAGACCAGUGUGAAGCCGACAUCUGAAUGGGGACCUGCAUUAAAGAAAUACCAACAAUGUAAAAAUGACAUCAACAUGUUGACAAUUGAAGAAACAUAG
This is a messenger RNA of Acanthosepion pharaonis, 1725 nucleotides long. The record is from the annotation of a GenBank genome assembly. Lineage: Eukaryota; Metazoa; Mollusca; Cephalopoda; Sepiida; Sepiidae.